This is a messenger RNA of Candidozyma haemuli, 3006 nucleotides long. RefSeq lists its product as uncharacterized. Lineage: Eukaryota; Fungi; Ascomycota; Pichiomycetes; Serinales; Metschnikowiaceae. The transcript has 3 exons. The record is from RefSeq and is a predicted model, not a curated record. Bases 1 to 3006 code for a protein of 1001 amino acids.
AUGUCAAACAAUUCCGAGCAGACACCGUUGAUUCGGGGUGACACGGAUGAGAUAAGCAGAGGCGAUAGAAGAAGUACAUCACAAGGUACACAUGGCCAUAAAUCACCCGGCAAGAUGGGAAACAACUCCAAGCUAGGCCUCCAAAGACUAAGCCGUACUAGUCAGAAGCUCAAAUUGCUACCAGAGGAUCCUCCCAGUUUAGAGACCGAAGGGAUAUCCUUCGAUGAUCUAGAUAAGCGCAAAGGGACACACGCACAAAGUGGCGGGGUUUAUUCUCAGGUAACUCGUAUAACAGAUAAACCGGCCCGCAAAGAUGCUGAGAUACUCGGUAAGCUGCACCGGGAUCUAUUGCCUCGAGUCACAGCUUACUGUACAGCAGGGUCUUACAGGAUGAAAGACUUGCUUAGAUGGCUUAAGGAUAGGAAGCGGAUUCAUAACACCAUGCCUAAGCUCUUCGAUGAAUGUUUAUAUACUCCUUUUACGUACAAGGACUGGAGAAAUGAUUCUGACGAGGAAGGGAAAAAAAUGAUCCGUUUGGCAGAUGAUGGGGGCGAGAUAGAGUUUGGUAAGCGCAAUGACAUUUUCAUAUUCGAAUAUGGUGUUGUUAUCAUGUGGUGUUACACGCGAAAAGAGGAAAUCACAUUCUUGGAAGAUUUAGCUAAGUUUGAGAGUGAAAAGUUAUCGUCGGAAGAUGUCCAGGUUGAGGAGUUCAAUUACUACAUAACCACUUCUUACCAACCGCGUAUUUACAAUGACUUCAUUACACUCCGGGACGAUGCUAAUUACAUGCUAAAACUUUCUAUUUCCCACGCCUUGGCACAGUCCGUAAAAAUAUCAUUGUUCGAGGAACUAGUUGAUAAUACUAUCGAAGACACCCAAGACAUCCCACAACAAAUCGCUCAUACAGGAAAAGUGGAAAUGACCAGGGACGAAAUAAUGAAAUCCAUCGGAGAGCUCUUUAUUCUCCGCAUCAACAUUAAUCUUCACGGCUCUGUAUUGGAUUCACCUGAGCUCAUGUGGGCUGAACCACAUCUUGAACCUAUUUAUCAAGCCGCCAGGGGCUACUUGGAGAUUAACCAAAGAGUUGAACUACUUGAACAACGAUUAGAAGUGAUAUCAGACUUGCUACAGAUGUUGAAAGAACAGUUAGGUCAUUCUCAAGAAGAAAAUCUUGAGUUUAUCGUGAUCGUAUUAGUGUGCAUCGAAGUUCUUGUCAGUGUCAUCAAUGUCGUUCCUGAGCAAACUGAGACAUAUUGGAACUUUGCUUUCAAUAUUCUUGCUUCACCUCCUGAGACAUAUAAUAAAGCACUAGUCGCUCAGUCAGCUUCUCCCAUAAUUUACUUCGAUACUUCGAGUUUGUACAUUUCGGUUAUCGAUCCCCCAGAACAUAAAAGACGACAGCUCAGACAAAGGAAUAUGGAAUCCUCUACGAAAUUGCCGAAACUCUCGCAUCCCAACUUGAUCAGGACAAGCACUCUUCCCUCAGAAUUUAUCCGCCAGCAUCUUGAUGUUGUCAAUACCCCGAUUCAGCUUGAUGUUGGUAAUGAGGUGAGCAAUAUGCAACUGAAUUGGUGUAAGGAAGAACAGGAUGAAGAAAGGAGAUUAGUCCGUCUCAUAGUCCAACGUGAAUCUUACGCAACUUUCAGAAUUCUGGCUGAACCUGUUUCUCCCUUUUCCUAUUCCCCAAACGAUAGCUCAUUAGUGAUCUCAUGUGUCAGCUGGAAAGAGAAAGGACUUUGUGUUGUCACCUCAGUCGACGUUAUACUUGUUUUAGAAUACCUUGUCGGAGAGCAUUUUUCCAUUGAAGAGAAAAGCCGAGUGCGCCGUAAUUUACAAUUUCUCAAACCCUACACUGUCACAAAGUCGUCAAAUGAAAGCCGCAGGCUCUUUUCGUCAUUGAUGUCGAUGGAAAAUCCCCGUCCUCGCAAUAUUGAAAAGGGUCUUAAAGUCUUUGAGUGGUCCGAUUUGUUUGUGGCAGUAAACCGUGUUCUUUCGAAAUACUCAGCGAACCCCGAAAACACCGGUGCGCAUGACUUACCCAUGGUCCCGGAGAAGAUAGACGACGGAAAGACUUCUAAGGAAUAUGCAACGCUGAGGGAGGAAGGCGGGAAUCAUCAGUCACUCCCUUAUCGACUCAUACAUCCGCAGUCGUUUCCCACAUCACCGGAGAAGACAGGAUUCCUCAAGAGUACAGAUUUAACGCCGGAGGACAAAUCAUCCCGUCAAGAAGCACUGGCCUUAAACCUGAACGUAGGUCCGGAUCAGUGCCACCAGCUGCAGUCCAUACUCGGUGGCUCCAAGUUGCCCAAGCUUGAGAACGAGCUUAACGCGUUCAACAACUCCGAAACAUCUGGAUCUUCCACUGAUCUUUCGCUUAAGUCGAAGUCACAGACUGCUUCCACUUCGGUAGGUGCUUCAUUGGAUGAAAAAAGUUCAGGCGUGUCAAGCUCUAUCGAAAGUGGCAGCGGGAAGAACACUGAUGAUGGCUCUGGAUCUGACGAUUCAAGUGGAGCUGGGAAGAAUACUUUUAAGCAUAAGCCAAGUGCAAUACCCGAAAAUGAUAUGAAGGAUUCAGAGGAGAGCAAGUCUCCUACUCCGGUGGAAACAUCACACCCCCCCCAUCUCAAGUAUCUUCCAGUUCAAAAGCUCAGUACCGCUAACAUGAAGAAACACGAUCUCGAGCUUGCUCAAAUGAGUCCACUGGAACGGGAAGGCUCCAAAUUCACUAAUAUUGGUGCCGCGGCAGCCGCAGCAGAGCUGUCCUCAAAUACCGAGUCAAGUGAAUCCAAGAGGAGGAAGAGAAAUCGUAAUAAGCGAAGGAGGUUCAAGUUACCAGCAAUUUCUUCAAGAUUGGACCGAAAAUUCCCGCUUCCCAAUCCCAAGCAGAUCGAACUAUACACGCAAGGUGAAGACACCGUUCACCUUGACCCCCGUCCGUUUUCUGCCAAGGAGAGUUCUACACCAGUCAGUACUGAGGGUAGUAGCACCGAAAGUUCUAGCCGCUGA